Plectropomus leopardus (leopard coralgrouper) is the source of this 3142-nucleotide messenger RNA. RefSeq names its product solute carrier family 4 member 11 (gene slc4a11). Gene Ontology annotation, molecular function: solute:inorganic anion antiporter activity. Lineage: Eukaryota; Metazoa; Chordata; Actinopteri; Perciformes; Serranidae. Gene Ontology annotation, cellular component: plasma membrane; basolateral plasma membrane. Gene Ontology annotation, biological process: transmembrane transport; monoatomic ion homeostasis; monoatomic anion transport. The record is from RefSeq and is a predicted model, not a curated record.
GUAUCUGGACACCGGGGACGGUAUGAGAACUGUGAAGGACGAUGGAGAGGUGACGGAGGUGUCAGUUAAUCGGUUUACAAGAGAGGCACCUCCCUCUGGGAUGUCCAAGAAUGGAUACUUCUUUCAAGAAAUGGAGCAGCGGGAGGCGGAGCAGGAGGAGGGCAGCGAGGGCCGAGAGGAGGGACAGGACUCGCCGAUCGCCUGCGGAGAUGACAUCCACCUUUAUGACAACCAGAUCAGCCCUGGGCCAGAUGCUGACGACUCCGGUUGUGUGUUGUUGAACACGUCAAGAAAGUAUGUGAAGCUGAUGGACUUUGAGGAGGAGGUUCGGGCUCACCGGGACCUGGAUGGCUUCCUGGCACGGGCCAGUAUCCUGCUGGAUGAGACGGCUGCCUCGCUGGACGACGUCCUGAAGAGAAUGCUGCACCACGUGGGCCAGGACAGCCACGCAUCCGAGCCCAGCUGCAACUUCGAGGAGGUGAUGAGCAUGCUUUUCACCGACGCAGGAGCUCAGGAGGUCAACGACAAGUCUCAAAGUUUCGUUUUCUUUGAUGACGUCCACCUGCUGUCAGAGACGAUCCAGGGGGUGACAGCCACCGCCACCGGGAUCCAGUACCAGCAGUCCUGGCUCUGCAUCCUCUGCAACGUGAAGCAUCUCCAGAGGCGUCACGUGUGCAUCUCCCGCCUGGAGAGGCCGCAGAACUGGGGGGAGAACUGCUGCGAGGUCCGCUAUGUCAUCCUGAUCCUGGCCCCGCUCAAAAUGAAAAGCACCAAGACAGCGAUGGAGCUGGGCAGGACGUUUGCCACCCUCUUCUCCGACAUCUCCUUCAGGCAGAAGCUGCUGGAGACGAAGACGCAGGAGGAGUUCAAGGAGGCGCUGGUGUUCCAGAGGCACCAGCUGACGGCAACCAACCAGAACCCCAUCGCUCUGGGGAAGGAGGAGACAGACCCCCGCAGUCACAAGCCCCUCAAGUGUAAAGAUUUCUUUAAAGCCGGCCGGGGGAUUUACGAGGACCUGUGCCGCCGCCUGCCUUUCUACCCCUCUGACUUCACAGAUGGUAUAGUCGGCAGUAAUAAAACCCUGCUGAAGUACAUGACCACAGCCAUCUUCCUUUACAUCGCCAUCCUCCUCCCCGCCAUCGCUUUCGGCUCCCUCAAUGACGAGAGCACACGUGGCGAGAUAGAUGUUCGGAAGACCAUCAUCGGCCAAAGCAUCGGCGGGGUCAUCUACUCGCUGUUCGCCGGCUCUCCUCUCGUCAUCCCUCUGACCACGGCUCCCCUCGCCAUCUUCAUCAGCGUGAUCCGUGGAAUCUGUGACGACUACAACCUGGACUUCCCGGCUUUCAACGCCUGCAUCGGUUUGUGGAACUGCCUCUUCCUCAUCCUGGGAGGCAUCUUCAACGUCAGCCUGCUCAUGAAGCUCUUCAAAAGGUCGACAGAGGAGGUCAUCGCUCUCUUCAUUUCCAUAGCGUUUGUGGUCGAUGCAGUGAAAGGCACAGUCAAAAUCUUUCACAGGUAUUACCACGCUCCGACGCUGGCGAACAGAAGCAUAGGGAGCUUCCCUCAGAGUGGAGAUCUGCUUGGGGGCAACAGGAGUGAUGUGGCGGCCGGGUUCGCACUCAACGGCCUCCCCGAAUCCGUCAUCCAGUGCACUCGAGAGAGGCCCGUCCUCUGCCUCCUGCUGAUGCUCGGGACGUUAUGGAUGGGCUACACCCUCUACCAGUUCAAAAGGAGUCCGUUCCUGCAUGCCAAAGUGAGGGAGGUGCUGUCGGACUGCGCCCUGCCGAUCUCAGUGCUCAUGUUCUCCUUCAUCGGCUCCUACCUUUUCAGCGACAUCGAGCUUCCAGUCUUUAAAGUCCACGACCGGCCCGUCUUCAACGUGGCUCCGUUUGAGCGUCUGUCGGCCAUGAACGUCGUCAGCGCCAUGGGCCUCGGCUUCCUCCUCGCCCUGCUCAUCUUCAUCGACCAGAACAUUGUCGUCUCGCUGACCAAUGCGCCAGAGAACAGGUUGCUGAAGGGCACGGCGUAUCACUGGGACCUGAUGCUCUCUGGGCUCAUUAACAUACUGAUGUCAGUGCUGGGGUUGCCCUGGAUGCACGCCGCCUUCCCUCACUCCACCCUUCAUGUGCGCCAGCUGGCUUUUGUGGAGCAGCGCGUGGAGGGGGGGCACCUCUAUGAGACUAUCGUCCAGGUGAAAGAGACCCGGCUGACGUCUCUGACUGCCAACAUCUUCAUCGGCGUGUCGGUGCUGCUGCUGCCUCUCCCGCUGCAAUGGAUCCCCAAACCCGUCCUGUACGGCCUCUUCCUCUACAUCGCCCUCACCUCCAUCGACGGAAACCAGAUGUGCGACCGCAUGGCUCUCCUCCUCAAAGAGCAGACGUCUUACCCGCCCACCCACUACAUCCGCAAAGUGCCCCAGAGGAAGAUCCACUACUUCACCUUCCUGCAGAUGAUGCAGCUGCUGGUCCUCUGCACGUUUGGCAUGUACCCGAUACCGUACAUGAAGAUGAUCUUCCCUCUGCUCAUGAUCAUGCUAAUUCCAAUCAGGAACAACGUGCUUCCUCAUAUCAUUGAGGCCAAAUACUUGGACAUAAUGGAUGCCCAACACAUGUAGCUACAGACGGAGACGAGUUCUGGAUCCGCGAAAAACACGUCUGGAAUUUUAGAAAAAAAGGAAAUGAGGAUUAAAAAACAACAACAUAUUUUUCAAUGCAAAACUGUACGGAAGCAAAAAGGAGAAAUACCGACUGUUUUGAUUUUUGUAUCUGAUAAGAACAUUCUUACAGGUGAAGCACUGGAAAUGUGGGAAGUCGCGUGAGAAAGAGAGAUGAGAGCUGUGGGAAAUGUUCCCCGACGUGGACAGACAGCAUCUCUCCGGGGGAAAGUUCUACCGAAAAACAGGACCGUCCAGAACUCCCUGUUUCACCUCUGUUUGACCCUGUCAGCUCGUUCAGUGCCAUAUACCUCCAUGUCCUCCUCUCAUACCUUUACAUUUUAUGGUAAUAUUUUACAAUAUCCUUACCGGAGUGUGUUCAUUUGUGUGUGGCGUGAUUGCCGAUGAGUGCGAACACGCUGCAACGGCCCGAAACAUUAUGAGAAACAUGCUGCAGCUUCAGAAACAGUUCAAAAACACAGGAAAAUU